Zea mays is the source of this 622-nucleotide messenger RNA. RefSeq lists its product as uncharacterized. The coding region runs from base 30 to 395 and encodes 121 amino acids. Lineage: Eukaryota; Viridiplantae; Streptophyta; Magnoliopsida; Poales; Poaceae. The transcript has 2 exons. The record is from RefSeq and is marked predicted.
UUUUCCUUAAGCUUCAUUUUGGGAUCGACAUGGGUUGCACAAGGGCCUCUUCAACUCUUCUCAUGGUCGUCGUGGCCAUCUCCGUGCUCGCACUAGACCAUUCCGUUGCUAAUGCUCGCCAGGUGAGGAGCCCGUCCAUGUCGACCGGAGAGCACCAUCCGUCUAGGAACAAGGAAGCACUGCAAGCGACGACGACGAAGGAGCACGGCGCGGUGCACACCGGGGGCGGCGCUGGAACCGUGCACAUGAGUCCGGGAUCAACCGGAGAAGCAGGCGUGGUCGGACAACCGAUCUUCGGCGGCCGCGGAGAAAACAGCAGCCCCGCCGCUGCCGAGAAGGUAGCAGUAGUGGUCGCGAGAUAUGGACCCAGGCCUCACCCCAAAAAACACAACUAAGCUAGUCUGACUCUGGGGUGCCCGUCCAAGUGUCUGCCGCCUGUAUGUAUUUCUUGUAGCCUAGGCGCCUAGCUAGUGUCUCAAUAGGUAGCAAGAUAGGAUAGGAUGGAUCAAACUACUCCAUACUUAUAUGUUAUAUCGUAGUAGUGUACUAGCCCAGUUAUUAAUUUCGUCACGUAUAGAACAGUACUGAUCGAUGCUUACUUUCAAGCCUUUGGUAUUUCAAA